Penicillium paradoxum is the source of this 1491-nucleotide messenger RNA. It is a transcript of the gene gwt1, whose product is annotated as putative GPI anchor biosynthesis protein Gwt1. Gene Ontology annotation, biological process: GPI anchor biosynthetic process; protein localization to plasma membrane. NCBI's taxonomy places the organism in Eukaryota, Fungi, Ascomycota, Eurotiomycetes, Eurotiales, Aspergillaceae. Bases 1 to 1491 code for a protein of 496 amino acids. The transcript is spliced from 2 exons. Gene Ontology annotation, molecular function: glucosaminyl-phosphatidylinositol O-acyltransferase activity. The record is from RefSeq and is a predicted model, not a curated record. Gene Ontology annotation, cellular component: membrane; endoplasmic reticulum.
AUGGACCUGAGCUACAAAGCUCGCAAGGAGGCAUUUGUGUCUAAUCUUGCGGGAAGUACAAUCCUCGAAAUCAAUGCAGUCACCCUCGUUGCUUCAACAUCGGUGCUCCUUUGGUCCGCGCUUCAGUCCCGUCUAUCUUUCUUCAAGCCUUAUGGCCCCGCAGCACUUGUGACCGACUUCAUUCUCAAUGUAUUAGCCAUUUUAUUCGCAACGACCGCAUACUCCCCCGCGCCGCUUCUUCUCAAUAUCUUCCUCGUCUCCCCCGCCGUCCUCCUCUUUCUUACUCGCAAUGGUGUGCGCACACCCCAAAAAGCCAAACCCCCCCGCAAAUCCAAGGCCAGCAAUGAAAGCUCUCAAGAAGACCAGCUGGGUUUGCCCAUCCACCCAUUCUUGACCACAUAUCGCGCAGCUAUGAUGAUUGUUACCUGUGUCGCCAUUCUCGCUGUCGACUUUCGUGCAUUCCCACGUCGAUUUGCCAAGGUGGAGAACUGGGGAACCUCUCUGAUGGACCUGGGCGUGGGCUCCUUCGUGUUCUCCGCCGGAGUUGUUUCUGCGAGAGCAGUUUUAAAGGGUCGCAACUCCAAGUCACCGAAAUUGGCUUUGCACAAGAGAUUGAUUGGCUCGGCUCGACACUCUAUCCCUCUACUUGUGUUAGGCCUCAUUCGACUCUGGAGUGUCAAGGGAUUGGACUAUGCGGAACAUGUGACGGAGUAUGGCGUGCACUGGAACUUCUUUUUCACGCUUGGCUUUUUGCCCCCAUUCGUGGAGCUGUUUGAUUCCUUGGCCACUCUGAUCCCCGCCUAUGAGGUGCUUGCGCUUAUAGUUGCAGUGCUCUACCAAGUCGCUCUGGAGUCAACUGAUCUCAAGGGCUACAUUCUCGUGUCUCCCCGCGGGCCAGACUUGCUAUCGAAGAACCGCGAGGGAGUCUUCUCUUUCAUCGGCUAUUUUGCGAUCUUCCUCGCUGGACGGGGUGUUGGAGUCCGCAUCAUUCCUCGGGGUACAUCAGCCUCUAAGUCCCCCCAACAAGCGCGCAGCUCUGUCCUGAUGAGCUUGGUACUGCAAGCAAUGUUCUGGUCAACCAUGUUCUUUUUCAAUUCUACCUACGCGUUCGGCUAUGGUGCCAACAUCCCAGUGUCGCGUCGCCUUGCCAACAUGCCAUAUGUGCUCUGGGUGGCGGCAUUCAAUAGUGCGCAGCUUUUCCUGUUCUGCUUGACCGAGACUGUGUUCUUCCCCGCAGUGCACCGAGCGACUAAUAAGGAAGCCGAGGCAGAGCAGACGUCCUUCGCGACUAGUCGCAUUCUACACGCCUUCAACCGUGGAGGUCUCGCAUUGUUCCUCAUUGCCAACCUGCUUACUGGGGCAGUAAACCUAAGUGUUCCAACAUUGGAUCUCAACACACCCCAGGCCAUGGGCAUUUUGAUUGUCUAUGCGGCGGUGCUAACAGGCGCUGCUCUGGGGAUGGACAAGUACAACAUCAAGUUGAGCUUGUAG